AUGUCCUACUGUCUGCUCUCCUACAGAUUUGAGCCUGGGUGUUUGUCUGCUUGGAUUGUGUUUGUCCAGGGUGUAUACGCAGUAAGCAACUUCAAGCCAAGUGAAGAUCGCUCCAGAAGUCAACUGAAUCCUCCCAUUCUUAGAGAGCGACCCCUCUCUUCCCUCCCCAAUGUCAGCCAAUCAGCAACCAGCAACAGCCACCAAGUCCACCACACCCUGGCCCCCAGCCCACCAAAGCCCAUCAUUACAAGGACCUCCUCCCACACUUUGGCCCCUGACCAUCCAGUACCCAUCCUAACUCGCAGCUCCUCCUAUCGGGAGCCAUCUAUGAGCAAUCUGAAGAGAGCCAGUGCUGAUGUGGAGGUGAUCACUCAGUCAAGUCCACCUGGAAACCGUGACAACAUGAUGACCUUCAGUAGCAGCACACUGCCAAGGUCCCAUGGAGGCUCCUCUGUGGAGGAAGGCCGUAUCCCACGACGACAUGCCUCCAUCCACACCUCCAUGGACUCCACCAGAUCCAAGCAGCUGCUCAGCCAAUGGAAGAACAAGAAUGAUAACAGGAAGCUGUCGAUGCAGGUGAUGGAUGGAAUAAGGCCGCUCCCUUCCUCUUCUCCCCAGAGGAACACGGAGUUCCGUUGCUCCUCUGAGCCGUGUGCAAUGGGCCUGGAGGCGGAGCUCCGGGCUGGAGCCCACAUACCUUCGUCUUCAGGCCAGGAAGUGGAGAUGCGUGCUGGGGCCCACAUCCCGGCGCAGUACAUGAAAUUAGCAGCAAGCUCUGUCCCUAUUAGCAAUCAUAAUCACCUGGCACAUAAUGGCAGCACUGGAAUGGCCGGUGGGGCCAGAGUCUCCAUGCAGCCUCGUCCUGGAUCCUCCCAACUGGUUCACAUUCCCGAGGAGGAAAAUCCUAACAGCAAGGAUCAGGAGAGUGAAUCAGAAGACAGCAUGAUGGACGGCGGAGGGUCAGUGAGAGAAAAAUGGCUGAGAGUUGCUGAGAAGACCACCCUUCCUUGCAGACCCCUGAGUGCUGGAGGACAGCCUCGUCUAAUGCAGGUCAUAGCCUUGUCCAAACAGCAAGGUCUCCUUCACUCUCCUCGUUCUGAAGAUGGUGGAUCUAUUCGGUACAGAGCACUGACAGACCAAGAUCCCUCUCCUCCGGCCUCUACCACUGGGGCAAUAGGAGUUGGAGGAGGUGGUUUGGAAAGAAGUGGCAGCAUAAUUCGUGUUGAAGCUCAUCCUGAAUCCAGACAAAAGCCUGUGGUGAAACCUCCAAGCACAGAUGGCAGUGGAUCAUGGCGAUGGAAACCGCCGGAACAAAGAGCGUCCCUGCGACAGUCAACGUUUGCCCUGAAUGACCUAAACAGACACACAGACAGCUGCGAUUCUCUGAGAGAUGGAGGUUCAGUGGAUGGAAGGAGGAGUGUGACAGGGACUGAAUCAGAGAGUGAUGGUGGGGGGGACGUAGGAGGUGUAGGAGGAGGAGGUGCAUACGCCAAUCAUCCACGUGUGAUGCAUCCCUUACACCCCUUGCACCAAAAUAACCCUAACAAUUACCAGCAUCACAAUUUUAACCCAAACAAUCCCAAUAAUCCAAACUUUAACAAUGUUCAUCCAAAUUUUAACCCCAACUCCAACAUGUCUUUUCCUUCUACUGUCACCUUUGCUCCUCCCUUCCACCCUCACUCCCAAGCAGUCACCACUAUCAGGGUGACCCCGGUGGAGACGACAGCUGCUAGCAGUGACGGAGGUUCAGACAGCCAGUCCGUGGCCUCGUCCAGCCGGGAGUCCACCCUUCGAAGAAAGGGCAGCACUAAUGUUGUUCAUGUCCAAGACCGAGGGCCCACCCCAGAUCUCCAUAACAACCACCGCCCCAGUGAUGACAGCAACCGCCUUGACAAUGAGAGCAGCAACCGUUUCCAUGAAAACCUUCGAAAUUUUCAAGAAAAUCCAAUCCAGCCUAAUUUCCCCAACAGGCAGAUGCAGGUUGUGUUUGGUCGUCCAAGUCCGACUCCUCCCCCUACUCUGCCCCGCCCCCUCCUGAGUCACACUCCACCUCCUACUCUGGGGCUGGCCUAUAAAGAAUGAGUCAUCCAUCUGUACCUGUGUUUAAAACAAUGUGACCAGUUUGAGACUACUGUUGGGACCAAAACUUGUAAGAGUGUGGAAUCAUAUCUAUCCACUGUCCAGGAUCAAGACUGGGAAUGUUUCCCUCUCCCACAACAGUGAGUAUUCAACCAGUUUCAACCAACUCUGUCAUUUGUGAAUUUUAUAACCUGGGCUCUAUGUGUAAGAGUUUGAGCCCAUUUUUCAUUGUGUUAUUAUUAUUUAACUUUAUAUUUAAAUUAACGCCUGUUGGAGAGACUGGAUAACUUUUGCCAAACAGUGACUUCAUAGACACAAUGGGCUGAACAAACUGAGUGAUGCUAGUGUAUGAGGGAACCCAGAUCUCCAUCCUCUGUCCUCCUUUUACACCUGUGAGUUUGACGCUUGUUGGAUUCACAAACUAUCAUUUACAUAUUUAUCAGCUUUUAUACUUUUACUAAACAAACCAACAACUUGUGAACAUUACAGAGUGAGCAUAUGAUCUACAUCCACCCCUGUGAUGUUUUUGUGUGUGAAUCUGCAGCCUGAAUGAAUCAAACCCCCGAUCUUCAGUGUGAGUGGGCCUCAGUCCUGAGUGCAGUCAGAGCAGUAACAGUAUCUUAUAGGUGACUGUGGUAUUGUGUUUGUGGUGGCAGAGAUCAAUAAGUUACAUAUUGUGUUAAAUAUAUAGUAUAACAUGCUGUCUUUUUUCUUUUAGAUGCAACAUUUUAAUUUUGUGCAGUAUGAUUUGCUGCUGAUCUUAGUGUUGGUGCUUUGACAUGUGGAGUGUGAAUGAUCUAAAGCCCCCGAGACGACAACAAGGCCAAAGACUAAACAAAGACGAAGAGAUGCAGAAAAAUUCAUUUAUUGUAAAAACCUACAUAUAGUUUAGGGCACAUAGUAUUAUGGGAAAUGUAAUUUUUUUUAUUUAUAAUUAUAUAAUUUUUCAAUAUGAUUUUAAAACUAAUAAUCCAUAACACAUCAGAAUCCCUGUUCAAAAUUAUCAUUAAACAGUAACAAUUUCUUUACAUGUCUAUAAUUUUGGAUCCAUAACAAACCAUGUUUCUCUGUUUAUAGCACCAAAAUGAAUAAGACAGUUUAUCGUUAAUAUAAAAGUCAACUUUUUAAUUGUUUUUAGUUAAUUUUACACACCUAAACCUUUUAUGUUAUAUCAACAUCAUUAGAAUUGAUAUUAAUAAUUACUAGGUAGUUGUACAUGUAUUAAUGCCAAAAAUGUUCAGUAUGGCUCUGUUGGUUCUCUAUUCACUAGGGCUGCAUAAUAUAUCACAAAUGUAUUGUCAUCAAAAUAUCAGUGUGCUCAAUAUUCAUAUCACAAAGAAUUGCUUGGACAGCAGUAAUUGUUGGGUAAUAUAUUUUACAAGUUGUAUUUUUCAUGUUAAUGCAAUAUUUUGCCAGUAGGACAAAGUCUGGACAGCAAAACCUCAAACCAGACAAAGAGAUCACAGAGUAACCACAGAUUAGAAAGAGAGGAAAGAAGAAAACAUCCACCUGAUAUCAUCACCACAAUAUUUACCAAAAUUAAAAUGAUUGCCAUCAGAAGAUUUUAUAAUAUUGUGCAGCCCUUCUACUCACUUGUACCAAACCUACCUAGUCUUGUUUAAAACCUGAAGAACAUUUCUAAGUGGAACCAAAAUGUGGAACUCUGUUUCUACAGAACUCAUUAACGGAAACACGAGAAACGAUGACCAGACCAGAACAACAGUCUGCUGCAGACCGUUAUGGUUUAUGACAAAUGCUUCAAGCUUUAUGUUGCCAUCAUUCAACAGUGAGACAUUAUGUAGCUGGUUCUACAUCUAUCAUAUCCUUUCAUCCUU
Messenger RNA from Poecilia latipinna (sailfin molly), 3914 nucleotides. RefSeq names its product lipid phosphate phosphatase-related protein type 4-like. The coding region runs from base 1 to 2082 and encodes 693 amino acids. The record is from RefSeq and is a predicted model, not a curated record. The transcript is spliced from 6 exons. Lineage: Eukaryota; Metazoa; Chordata; Actinopteri; Cyprinodontiformes; Poeciliidae.